Stylonychia lemnae is the source of this 2529-nucleotide messenger RNA. NCBI's taxonomy places the organism in Eukaryota, Ciliophora, Spirotrichea, Sporadotrichida, Oxytrichidae. The record is from the annotation of a GenBank genome assembly.
AUGAGUAGAGCGAAAACUUUUCUGUAUUUGACGAUAGGUCUCGUUAUUUUAUUCUCAAAUACUGUUGAGACAAGAAAGCAAGUCAAGAAAAUAACUUUAAACGAUGUUCUGGAGACUUUUGAUCUCCUACCUAAGACUGAAACUCAAAGAGCCACUAUCAAUUGGGAUGUUAACUGCUCAACUGCUAUUAACUAAAUGAUCCAAGAUGUCACUAAUAUUGGAAACAUCUUCUAUUUGCUACUGAACGGACUCUACCUCGGAUAAUGGGGAGAUUAUGAAUCGUGUCUCGCAGAUGCAAACUAAGGCCAAUAUUUGCUAGUAAAUAUUGCUGGUGACUAUAAUGGCACAGCUGAUUUCACGAGGGGUGGUGCAGGAAAAUAUAAGAAUUUUUCCACUUAUGUUGGUAUGUGCAUCCCCAAAUAAUGUCAAGAGAAAGAUGUAGUCUCAAUGAACCCUCAUUUUACUUCAAUGGCAAUGAAUGUUAAUUGGACUAACGUUUCAGUUUCUUAUACCUUCGCCUCAAGAGACAAUUCAGCCAAGGCAUCCUCAUUGACAACUGGAGCUCUUAUUACACUCCUAAUUCUUGCAGCUAUGAUCGUUUUAGGUGUGGUAGGAAGUAUUGUUGAGCUCUCCAAAGCCGGUGAUAUUGCGGAUCUUAACUAUGAAAAACUAAAUGCUGCUGCCAAGUUCAAUACUGUCAAAUAGUAUGAACCAAUUCUUUUGCAAAGGAAAAAAGCAUGGGCUAGAGGAAUUAUGUGCUUCUCUCCAAUUAGAAAUUUCAUCAAAAUGAGCUAAAUGCCUCCUCCCUACUUGAAGGCGAUGGAUGGUUAACUGAAUUAAGAUCUUGUAAAGAAUUUACGCGUAUUCAAUGGUAUCAAAGCAUUGAGCAGCAUUUAUUUCAUCUAUGGCUGUACCUAUUUCUUCUCUUGGUACGCAAUCUAUGAUAACCCAAGUGACAUUAACAAGAUGAAAAACAACAUAUUAUUCGCUAUCAUUCCAGGAGUAUUCUUUAUUGUGCCUAUGUUCCUGUUCACUUCUGGUUUCUUGUCAACAUUCUCAUUCCUUCAAACAAAAGAGACAUAAUAAUUCAGCGCUAAAAACAUUUGGAACUAUUACCUUAGGAAGGUUAUUAAGGUUAUCCCAUUCAACACCUUCUGCAUUGCCUUCUUUAUCUUUGUAAUGCCUUACUUAGGAAGUGGACCUAUCUGGGGUGACUACGAGAAGAUUGUUGAUCCUUGCAAAACUUACUGGUGGACAAAUGCUCUCUUCAUUAACAACUUCUAUCCAGUUGCAUAUGAUGACAAGUGUUUGGGAUGGAACUGGUACUUGCCAGUCUAUUUGUAGCUCACAGCACUUCUUCCAUUUAUCCUCCUUGCUUACAAACUCAUUAAAAAGAAGAUCAUCAUAUCAAUAGUAUUCCUUAUUGUGAUGUCUUUCUUCUUCGCUCUAAAUAUUUCCCUUGUUGCUACUGCUAAGAAUGGAGCUGUUCCAAUAUUAGAUGAUGAUAACAGAAAUUACAAGUUCUAUGCAGACAUCUUCAUGAAACCAUGGUUCCAUAUCAACGCUUAUCUAUUAGGUGUUGGACUUGCAAUGAUUUACUAUGAAUAUGUAAGUGAAAAGUCCUAGACAUAACCAGAGGAAUUCGAAGAAAACUCCAUUCCUUAGAGAAUUUUAAAUGCAAUUAAUGAGAACGCAAAGAUAAGAUAUCCUCUCUAUCUUUUUGGACUAUUCUUGAUGUUUAUAAGUUUUCUCGGCUGCCACGGACUUUUAAUGACUAAUGACAGGUACACAGCUUAGGGAUUCUAUGCAAGUUUUGCCUACUUCACCUUUGCUCUUGGCUUUAGUAUGCUUAUCAUACCUGCUCUUUUAGGCAAGGCUUAAUUUGUGAGGUUCUUCUUUGGAGGAGAUCUCUGGUCUCCUUUCCCAAACAUCGCUUAUGGAAUCUACUAAGUAUGCCCGAUGAUUUGUCUCUUCUACUUUAUCUCAAUGUCAAAUGCCCUUCAUGUUGAUUAUCAAAUGUUCUUCUAUUACUUCUGUGGCAAUUUUGUUUUCACACUCACUCUAACUAACAUUCUCUAUAUAUUCAUUGACAGACCAUUCUCCUCAAUGAUCAGACAUCUAAGUGAUAUGGAGGAAUUGAAAAAGAAUAUCACUGAAAAGAAUGACAUUUCUAACUUUAAGAAAGGUGUAAUAUUGGGUGUUGAUGAUGUGCAGAGAAGACAUUCAAAGCAGAAUAUGAUGGACUUAAACAAUCAUAGUCUUUCACCCAAAGAAGAGGACAACAAUGCUGAGGAUGAAGCUCAAUUAGAUGGCCUGCUUUUGGAUAAUGGAAGCAACAGAAAUAAUCAAGUUUAAGAUAAGAACUUGACAUCUCCUAAAGCUAAAAUCAUUGCUAAAUAAGAGUCAUCCUUCUUUAAUCUAUCUGAUGGAAACAUAGAUCCUGCUAACCUUGAUGUCCCAACUUCAAACAUGAAGAAGAGACCUAUCCUCAUAUAAGAGGAAGAGGAAAAGCAUGAUUCAAGAGAGUGA